Aspergillus oryzae RIB40 is the source of this 1845-nucleotide messenger RNA. It is a transcript of the gene hscA, whose product is annotated as putative Hsp70 chaperone (HscA). Lineage: Eukaryota; Fungi; Ascomycota; Eurotiomycetes; Eurotiales; Aspergillaceae. The coding region runs from base 1 to 1845 and encodes 614 amino acids. Gene Ontology annotation, cellular component: cytosol; nucleus; cytoplasm. The transcript is spliced from 7 exons. Gene Ontology annotation, molecular function: ATP-dependent protein folding chaperone; ATP hydrolysis activity; ATP binding. The record is from RefSeq and is a predicted model, not a curated record. Gene Ontology annotation, biological process: protein refolding; vesicle-mediated transport; cellular response to unfolded protein.
AUGUCUGACGAAGUUUACGAAGGCGCCAUUGGUAUUGACCUUGGCACAACCUACUCCUGUGUUGCCAACUAUGAAGGCACCAAUGUUGAAAUCAUUGCCAACGAGCAGGGUAGCUACACAACCCCCUCCUUCGUCUCUUUCACCGAAAAGGAGCGCUUGAUUGGCGAGGCCGCAAAGAACCAGGCUGCGAUGAACCCGAAGAAUACCAUCUUCGAUAUCAAGCGUCUUAUCGGCCGUCGCUAUGAUGAUCCUAUCGUCAAGAAGGAUGUUGAAUCGUGGCCCUUCAAGGUAGUUGAUCAGGGUGGAAGCCCUGCCGUCGAGGUUGAGUACCUCGGAGAGACGAAGACUUUCACUCCCCAGGAGAUCUCCUCCAUGGUCUUGAUGAAGAUGAAAGAGGUUGCGGAAACCAAGCUUGGUAAGAAGGUUGAAAAGGCGGUUAUCACUGUGCCAGCCUACUUCAACGACAACCAGCGUCAAGCGACUAAGGAUGCCGGAGCUAUCUCGGGUCUUAACGUCCUUCGUAUCAUCAACGAACCCACUGCUGCUGCCAUCGCCUACGGUCUUGGUUCCGGAAAGUCCGACAAGGAGCGCAAUGUCCUCAUCUAUGAUCUCGGUGGUGGUACCUUCGAUGUGUCCCUGUUGAACAUCCAGGGCGGUGUGUUCACUGUGAAGGCUACCGCUGGUGAUACUCACCUUGGUGGACAAGAUUUCGAUACCAACUUGCUUGAGCAUUUCAAGAAGGAGUUCCAGCGUAAGACCGGAAAGGACCUUUCGGGUGAUGCCAGAGCCCUGCGCCGACUGAGAACGGCCUGUGAGCGUGCCAAGCGCACUUUGUCUAACGCCACCCAGACCACUGUUGAGAUUGAUUCUCUGUUUGAUGGAGAAGAUUUCAACUCGUCCAUUACUCGUGCUCGUUUCGAGGACCUGAAUGCCAAGUCUUUCUCUGGUACUUUGGAGCCAGUGCAGCAAGUUCUCAAGGAUUCUGGUAUCGAGAAGAGCAAGGUUGAUGAGAUCGUGCUUGUUGGUGGUUCCACUCGUAUUCCUCGCAUCCAGAAGCUUCUCAGCGACUUCUUCGACGGCAAGAAGCUUGAGAAGAGCAUCAACCCCGAUGAAGCUGUCGCCUACGGUGCUGCCGUCCAGGCUGGCAUCCUUUCAGGAAAGGCCACUUCUGCUGAGACCCAGGACCUUCUGUUGUUGGACGUUGUUCCGUUGUCUCUUGGUGUUGCCAUGGAGGGUAAUAUCUUUGCCCCUGUGGUGCCUCGUGGGCAGACUGUUCCCACUAUCAAGAAGCGCACUUUCACCACUGUUGUAGACAACCAGACAACUGUUCAGUUCCCAGUCUACCAGGGUGAGCGUACUAACUGUGCGGAUAACACCUCUCUUGGAGAGUUCACCUUGGCCCCCAUUCCGCCCAUGAGAGCUGGUGAAGCUGCCCUUGAAUGUGUUUUCGAGGUUGACGUCAACGGUAUCCUUAAGGUCACUGCAACUGAGAAGUCUUCCGGUCGUAGUGCGAACAUUACCAUCUCGAAUGCUGUUGGUAAGCUCUCGACCACAGAGAUCGAGCAAAUGAUCGACGAUGCCGCCAAGUUCAAAUCUAGCGACGAGGCUUUCACAAAGAAGUUUGAGUCCCGCCAGCAGCUGGAGUCUUACAUUUCCCGCGUCGAGGAGAUCAUCUCCGAUCCCACCAUGUCGAUGAAGUUGAAGCGUGGUAACAAGGAGAAGAUCGAAUCCGCUCUCAGCGAUGCUAUGGCUCAGCUCGAGAUCGAAGAUUCCACUCCUGAGGAUCUCAAGAAGAAGGAGCUUGCCCUCAAAAGACUCAUUACUAAGGCUAUGGCCACUCGGUAA